AUGGUCUUUCCGCUUGUCAAGACCUUCCUAGUCCCAAUCUUCAGCUCCCUCCUUAGCUCCAAGCGCUCGACCCACAAGCUAGACAUCACGCUCAAGGACUGGCACACCUUCGGCGGUAGCGGCGGCCAGAGCUGGCGUGGCCACGGCCCUCCCACGGCGAACCCUAUUACCAACGAGCCUGCCCUGGAGGAGGAGGAGUGGUGGAACUGCCUGGUCUGCAGCCGGCCCCAGGCCGCGGACGAGACGGGGUUCAACAAGCACAUCAACCUGUGCCUGUCGCGGUAG
Molecule: messenger RNA, 285 nt
Organism: Phialemonium atrogriseum
Lineage: Eukaryota; Fungi; Ascomycota; Sordariomycetes; Cephalothecales; Cephalothecaceae
Exons: 2
Coding region: 1-285 (94 amino acids)
Source: RefSeq, a predicted model, not a curated record